This is a messenger RNA of Rhodotorula graminis WP1, 990 nucleotides long. RefSeq lists its product as uncharacterized. The transcript is spliced from 2 exons. NCBI's taxonomy places the organism in Eukaryota, Fungi, Basidiomycota, Microbotryomycetes, Sporidiobolales, Sporidiobolaceae. The record is from RefSeq and is a predicted model, not a curated record. The annotation marks the transcript as partial.
AUGCAGUCCAACACGUACGACAACACGGCCAACACGGGCGCCUACUCGACCGGCGCACCGGGCUCGACCACCACCAGGGGCGCCGGCUACGACUCGACCGCCACCCCGGGCUACGGCAGCAACACGACGACCGGCUCGCACUACCCGCUCUCGUCCUCCAACGACCCGUACGGCAACACCACGUCGUCCUCGAACACGACGGGCGUUGGAGCCGCCGCCAAGCACCCGAUCGCCGCCGCCACCCACCCGUCGCACCCUGUCGCCGCCGCCGAGCAGAAGGAGGCGUUCGGCGCCAACACGCACGGCGCCCACUCGACCACGACGGGCCACUCGUCCGGGGGCCUGAUGGGCUCGUCGGACGCGCACUCGCGCUCGCACACGGGCCCGCACACGGGCACCCACACGGGCUCGACCGGCCUCGGCUCGGGCGCGACUACGGGCGGCGCGUACGGCUCGUCGACGGGCGCGCACACGGGCGUGACCGGCCACGAGGCUGGCGCCGCCGCCCACCACCCGGUCGCCGCCGCGUCGCACCCGACGCACCCGGGCACGGCCGCCGAGAUCAAGGAGGCGCAGCACGGCCACGGCGCGCACGGCGCUCACGGCUCGCACGGCCACCACGGCGCGCACGACUCGACGACGACGGCGACGGGCCAGAAGCCGAGCGCGAUGGACAAGGUCGCCGGCGGCGUCGAGUCGCUCAUCGGCAAGGUCACCAAGAACCCGGCCAAGGUCGAGGAGGGCCAGAUCCGCGCCAACGAGGGCAAGGUUGCCGCCGAGGCGCACUCGACGACGGGCGCGACGACCGGCACGACCGGCACCGCCGGCCGCACCUACUGAGCGGUCGUCGACGCUCGGUCCUCUUCCCCUCUCUCCCUCUUUCUCCUCCACGCUUGAGCCUCCCCCUCUCGCCUUGUACAUCCCUCUCGUCCCUCGUCCUCCUCGCUUCGCUUGAGCAGUCUGAAACGCAGUGCCUUUCUCCUCUCCUCU